UUUUGUUAGUAUAAGCAUUUAGUAGUCAGUAAAGAUGUAUAAAAAAUUAGUUUUUACAGUGACUUUUGUGCUUCUGUGCGAUAUAAGAGUGAUCAUCAGUCAACCAUUGAGUGAGGAACAACAAAAUGUACCUUUGGUGGGUCCUGAUGACCUUGCUGUUGAAGGAAUUGCAGCUGAAAUUUCUAAUCCUGACAAUGUUGAUCCAAGAUAUGACACCAGAAAACAUUAUUACCUCCUGAAAGUUAAAGAAUACUACGAUUUUCUUCCACUAUACCGCCAAGGCAACGAUAGAUUCUUGAGGCUUGAGAUUGUUGAUAAAAGUGACGUCGACUAUGAUGAAAAACUAUAUGAGAACUCUGGAGAUACUGGUCUAUUAAAAACACUAAAUUCUGAAAAAGUGCAAGUCAAAAGAGACAUUAGUGAUUUUCCUAUUGAGAAUGACGAUAUGAAUGAGAGUUCAUUUAAGAAGAAAAGAGAAAUUAGUGAUGCUACUCUGAAGGAUGUUCUUAAUUUAUUUCAAACAAGCUUUCUGAAAAAAAGGGACAUUGAAAAUCUUCAAAGUAGUGAAAAUUUAGUGGAACGUGAUUUGAAGGAUACCAAAAAAGACAAUAGUUUAGUGAAACGUGAUUUAAGGAAAUUCGAAAGUGAUUUCAAAAAGGAAACCGUAGUUAAACGUGAUUUAGGUAAUUUUUUACCGGAUCGUGUCGACGACAUAAGUGCAGACCCUGACGAUCCAAAGAAUAAUAAUCACAGAUUUAUUGCAUACGUGCCCUUUUUCAGAUUACGGAAAUAUUAUAUACAAAAAACGCAAUGGGAUUCUGGAUUAUGAUUUAAAUGAGACUGAAAUAUUUAUAUCAUAAUAAUAUAUUGUCAUAUACAUUAUUUAGGCUUUGGACGAUUUUUGAAAAAAUAUUCAAUAUCUAUAAAAUGCACCUACACUAUUAAUUUUGUAAUACCUAUAUAUAUUUUUA
Messenger RNA from Ceutorhynchus assimilis (cabbage seed weevil), 971 nucleotides. NCBI's taxonomy places the organism in Eukaryota, Metazoa, Arthropoda, Insecta, Coleoptera, Curculionidae. The record is from the annotation of a GenBank genome assembly.